AUGGAGGGAGACUCAGACUCCCAGGCCACCUCAAAUAGUAACGCUAUCAAGGUCCACCUAAAGACAUGGAUUGUCGUUCUUUGCAUCGGUUUCGCCUACUUCUCCCAGCUCACAGCCAUCAUUGGUGCAGGCUUCCUAGCUCAGCCAAUUGCUGCGCUCGUGGGCGGCGCCUCGCAGACCAUGUGGUUCAACCAGUCCAUUAACCUUCUCGGUAUUGCAAUCUGUCUGCCGGUGAGCCAGAUGGCCGAUUACUGGGGCAGAAGGCGGGUUCUCGUGGUGCUACUCGCCAUCGGCUUCGCAGGCACGAUGGUAGUUGCCCGAGCACAGAACGUCUCAACUGUGAUUGCCGGGUUUGUCUUGGUUGGCAUUAGUUAUGGCGCCACACCUCUCUUGUUCGCAGUGCCAUCGGAGAUUCUCCCUAGAAGUCAACGAUCCAUUGCUCAGUCAACCAUCAACCUUUCGGCUAGCGUUGGUGGGAUCCUUAGUCUGGUCAUGGGCGGAGUCCUGCUUCGACACAACAACCUCGAAAACUGCAGGGUGUUCUUCUACGUUGUAGCGGCCUUCUUUGCUCUCUCAUUCUUUGGAAUCCUGUUUUUCUAUUAUCCGCCUCCAAGAGAAGAACAAGUCUCGCUUACGUUGACGCAGAAGCUGGGAAAGCUCGACUGGAUCGGUUAUGCACUUUUCGCCCCUGGACUGACUUUAUUUUCUAUGGCUCUUUCAUGGUCAGAGAAUCCCUACCAAUGGUCUGACGUGCACAUCAUUGCUUCCUUCGUUCUGGGCAUGGUUUUGAUCAUCGGUUUUAUUCUCUAUGAGUGGCUAAUCAAAAAGGAUGGUAUCCUCAAUCACGCCGUUUUCACCCACCGCAAUAUAGUUAUCUCGCUCCUGGCUGUGUGGAUCGAUGGGGUUUCCUUCUAUACCGCCAACACUUAUUUCGCGCGGCAGUUCGGCAUGUUUACUGGAAACGACAUGCUAAUCUCAGGCAUCGCAUUUGGCAUGUUUUUCAUAUUUGGCGGAUCGGCCACCGUGAUCUUCGGUUGGGCAUCAACCAAGUACCGGAUUGUUCGCAUACCCGGUGUCGCCUGUUUGGCCCUGAUUGUCCUCUUCAACAUUGUUAUGGCGACCACUACACUCUCGACCCCUGAGGCAAACUACUGGGGCUACACGAUCUUUGCUGGUCUUGGUCUCGGAGGUGUCGUCCCAACUUUCAUGGUCGCUGCACAGUUAACGACGCCACCGGAAUUGAUAUCUCUGGUAUCCGGACUUGUCAGCGUCGCUAGACCAAUCGGCGGCGUGAUCGGCCUGGCCAUCAACAACGCUAUCUUUCACAAUAGCCUUUCCAUGGAGCUAGGAAAGAAAAUCACGGUAGCAGUUGUUCCUCUUGGCCUUUCUGCUUCGUCUCUCGAGGCCCUGAUUUCAGCUGUGGCAGGUGGCGACGAUGCGGCACUGUCCAAGAUCCCUGGUGCCACACCCGAUAUCAUCGCUGCAGCCCAAGAUGGUCUGAUGAAGGCCUACGGAAUUGCUUUCCGGAACUGCUGGAUUGCUGCCGCGUGUUUGUGCCUACCUGGCGUACUCAUCGCCCUUUUGGUUAAAGACCCUCGCUCGGAGUUUAAAGGACAUAUCGACGCCCCCGUUGAAGUUGAACUUGCAGAAGAGCAGAAGAGAGUACAGGCGCUUCAUGUGGAGAACGUAAAGGACGGAUUGCAAAAUUAA
Molecule: messenger RNA, 1710 nt
Organism: Penicillium canescens
Lineage: Eukaryota; Fungi; Ascomycota; Eurotiomycetes; Eurotiales; Aspergillaceae
Exons: 4
Coding region: 1-1710 (569 amino acids)
Biological process (GO): transmembrane transport
Molecular function (GO): transmembrane transporter activity
Source: RefSeq, a predicted model, not a curated record